Molecule: messenger RNA, 2012 nt
Organism: Pyrus x bretschneideri (Chinese white pear)
Lineage: Eukaryota; Viridiplantae; Streptophyta; Magnoliopsida; Rosales; Rosaceae
Product: protein NRT1/ PTR FAMILY 4.5-like
Exons: 4
Coding region: 1-1635 (544 amino acids)
Biological process (GO): transmembrane transport
Cellular component (GO): membrane
Molecular function (GO): transmembrane transporter activity
Source: RefSeq, a predicted model, not a curated record
AUGGCGUUUAUUGCAAAUGCUAUGAGCCUUGUGACUUAUUUCUAUGGAUAUAUGAACUUGAGCUUGACAAAGUCUGCCACCACUCUUACCAACUUCAUGGGGACUGCAUUUAUACUAACCCUAGUUGGUGGCUUCAUCUCUGAUACUUAUUGGUCGAGAUUCAAAACUUGCGUCGUCUUCAUCUGCAUUGAAUUGGUGGGACUUGGUUUGUUAACAAUACAAGCACACUUCCCUCAACUAAGGCCGUUCCCUUGCAAAGGUGUUGCACCAAGCCAAAUGUACAAGUGUGAGGCUCCAAACACAAGCCAACUUGUAAUGCUCUACACCGGACUCUACCUAAUGGCUUUAGGCACCAGCGGCGUCAAGGCGGCUUUGCCGGCCCUGGGAGCCGACCAAUACGACGAGAAGGACCCUAAGGGAGCAGCACAGUUGUCCAGCUUCUUCAACUGGUUCUUGUUCAGCCUCACCAUUGGAGCUAUUUUUGGUGUCACUUUUGUGGUUUGGAUCAGCACCAACCAUGGCUGGGACUUGUCCUUUGUUGUGUGCACCAUUGCAGUUCUCUUUGCUCUUCUUUUUGUGUGCAUGGGAAAGUCACUCUACAGAAACAAUGUUCCCAAGGGAAGCCCCCUCCUAAGUAUCCUACAGGUUUGUGUGGUUGCCAUCAAAAACCGAAAACUUCAAAUUCCUGAGAAUACAGACGAGUUGCAUGAGAUCCAUGACAAAGAAGCAGGUGAACAACAUGAAAUUCUUCAGAGAACAGAUCAAUUCAGAUGGUUGGACCGCGCAGCAAUCUCCAGUGGCACUACGGCUGACGGUGCAACACCUACAGUACAUGGAUCAUGGAGCCUAUGCACUGUCACACAAGUUGAAGAAACAAAGCUCCUAAUCCGCAUGCUCCCAAUCAUAUUAAGCACUGUCUUCAUGAACACAUGCAUGGCGCAACUCCAGACCUUCUCAAUCCAACAGAGCACAACUAUGAACCGUAAUCUGCUCGGAUUCAAAGUUCCCGGCCCUUCAAUCCCAGCAAUCCCUUUAACGUUCAUGUUCUUUCUUAUCCCAAUUUACGAAAGAAUUUUCGUGCCAAUCGCUCGAAAAAUCACCGGGAUCCCAACCGGGAUACGCCACCUCCAGCGCAUCGCAGUUGGGCUAGUGCUCUCUGCUAUCUCCAUGGUGGUGGCCGGAUUCAUAGAAACUCGCCGCAAACACGUAGCGUUUCAACACAACAUGGUCGACAGCGCAGAGCCACUGCCGAUGAGUGUGCUUUGGCUGGGGCUGCAGUAUGCAAUUUUCGGAGCUGCGGAUAUGUUUACAUUGGUAGGGCUUCUGGAGUUCUUCUAUGCUGAGAGUGCGGUCGGAAUGAAGUCCCUCAGCACCGCCAUAUCGUGGUGUUCGAUUGCGUUUGGGUAUUUCUUGAGCACGGUGGUGGUGGAGGUGGUGAAUAAAGUCAGCGGCGGGUGGCUGGCUAGCAAUAAUUUGAACAGAGAUAAGCUGAACUAUUUCUAUUGGUUGUUGGCAGGGCUCAGUGUGCUUAAUUUUGGAGGUUAUGUGCUUUGUGCAUCUUGGUAUAAGUACAAAAAGGUGGAAGUGAUUAAGGAAGGUGAUUACAGUGGGAAGGUUGAAAUGGUUAAAACCUAGUUAGGGUUUGUUUUAGGGUGGUGCUGUCUACACACUCAUUUUUACCUCUCACAGACCUCUCUCAAUUUUCGGUCAUCGGAUCGGAUAAAUUGAAAAUCAAAGGAUAUAAAUUAACAAGAGAUGUGUCAGAGGCAAAAAUGAGUGUGUGGACGGCACUUGUUGGUACAUGAAUGAUUAGUAUAUAUUGUAAUGAUUAUCAACAUUAUUAAGAGAACCCAUAUUAUGAAAUGCAUUUUAUAACACAUGAUAUUAAACUUCAAAAUGAAGGGCAACAUGAUAAGGGGAAAUGAUUUCCGCACUCCGGAGAAAUUCAGAGUGCGGGAAUCGUUUCCCUAUGAUGAUUACAUAUUAUUCUAGACUAACCAUUUUCAUCCAAC